AUGGCGCAAACCGAUGGAGCCCAUGUCUUGGCGAAUUCGCUCAAACAUCAGGUAAUAUUUUUAAAAUUUUGAGUUUGUUAUACUUGGCUUUUGUACUGGUAAUGAGUAUUGAUUUUUACUGAAAAAAAUUCGAAAAAUUUAUAUUUUUUUUGAUUUUUUUUGGUUUUAUUUUUAAAAAAAAUAUUUUGUUAUGUUUUCUGUAUGAUCUUUGAUUGAUUUUUCUUAUACUUUGAUGUCUUUUUUGCUAUAAAUGGCAUGAACUUUCUUUACAAAACAUAAAAUUGCGAUAAUUUUCGCUCUGUAAUCGCAAGAACUUUCUUGACAAAACGUAGAAUGGCAAGAAUUUUCUUUACAAUGCAAAAAACCGCAAGAACUUUCUUUACAAAACAUAAAAUGGCAAUAACUUUCUUUACUGAACAUAAAAUAGCAAAAACUUUCUUUACAAAACAUAAAAUGGCAAGAACUUUUUUACAAAUAAAAAAACGGCAAAAAUUUACUUUAGAAGGUAAAAAAUAGCAAGUAUAUUACUCUAGAGUUACAUUUUAUUUAAUUUUGUAUUAGUAUAUUUAACUUUUUAAGUUUUUUUUUAAAUUUAAAAAUUUUUUAAGACAUCGAAGAACCGCAAAUUGUUAUUGUCUGAGUCCUACACUUUUACGAAUUUGAAACGAUUUAAAUUAGAACACACACAAUUUUAAUGUGUUUGAUCGCUUUACAACAAAUUAAAGACACUUUUUCUUAUUUUUAAAACUUUUAAAACACGUUUUUCUUAAUAAUCGAGCGCUUUUUAUCCCUGAGUCGACAUAAAAAAAAUCGAUGUCUCCAAAUUUUUUGAAAUUUUGAAAAUUUGCCCGUUGUAUCAAAGCAAACAAAGUUGCUUAAACAAGUUUUUCCAAAAUUACCGUAUUCGAGGUUACGGUAAUGUCGGUCGAUUUUUUGUAACUCAAAAACCAGACAUCGUACAAACCCGAGGUUUUUACUAUAUUACUCAGCAUUAAAAAAUACGUAUUUUAUAUUAUGACAACAUUUUUGCUGCACUAGUGCAUCAGUGCAAAAAAAUUGAAAAAGUAUGCACAGCUACAGUAAUCCGGCUGUAACUCAAAAACUAUAUUUUAUUUACCCUAAUUUUUAUUUCAUAUCAUCAAUCUACUAUUUAUUGCGGUUAAAAUGAACCUAUGCACAUGUGCUAACCCCUAAUUUUUAGGGGUCAAAUGUGCAUUCAAAGUUCGCACACCUACUUUUUUAGUGAAAAUAUCAAUAUAUAUUACAUUUUUAUUAAAUUUGUGUCAUAACAAUACAAAUAACGUUUCAACUUACACCGACAUUACCGUAACCUCGAAUACGGUAAUUUUGGAAAAACUUGUUUAAGCAACUUUGUUUGCUUUGCUACAAAGAGCAAAAUUUGAAAAUUUCAAGAAAUUUGGAGACAUCGAUUUUUUUUAUGUCGACCAGGCGUCUCGAGCCUUACAAAAAACGUGUUUUAAAUUAGCUUUUCUUAUUUAAUAACCAAAAUUGUCAAAAUUAAAAACAAUAAAAAAUUCAAAAAAUAAAAAAAAAUUUAUUUUUAGACAUUAAGAGAUUUAAAACUAAUAAAAAUGCUUUUAGGGUAUUGAGUACGUCUAUGGAAUCGUAGGAGUACCAGUAGUCGAGGUUGGGUUGGCAUGUCAAGAAGUUGGAAUCAAAUAUAUUGGGUGUAGAAAUGAACAAGCGGUAAGUUGCGGAUGGUCAUAAAAUAAGGGCCCACUUAGCCUAGGCCAAAAAAAAGUUGUAAAAUGCCAAACAGAGGCUAAAAAAAAGUGUUUGAAAAUGCUUUGAGCCGACCCAAAAAAUUAAAACGAGCCGGACUAUGCCUGGUCGUACGGCCCCGAGGGCCGAUUUUUGAAUGAAGGCUUCGGUGUCAUGCGGGCUCAAGGGCCGGGGCCAAAACCAAGGUUUCAAAGCUCUAGCUUACAUUGUUAGGUUCUGCAACAAAUGAUUUGACUUGAAACGAAAAGUAUAUAAGAAGUUUGAAAUCUAUCAGAUUUGGGCAGGUCAGGCACUUUCUUUAUAAAAAAUUUUAAAAAAUUAAGAAACAUUUUUUAUGAUGAAAAAUAGGUUCAAAACAAUAUAAAACAAGAUGAUUUGUGAUAUGAAUGUUGCUUUUUUCUUCGCAACUAGAGUUCAUUAAAACCGUCGAUUGUCAAUUGUAAUUCAGCGAUAAAUCAAUCAAAAAGUAACAAAACUGUUCUAACUUUUUUGUUUUUACUGUUUUUAAGAUAAACAAGUACAAUACUGAUAAAAUAAGUUUUAUACAAUACAGUACACUCUUUAUAUAAGCAACCCGAAGGAACCGACAUUUUGUGUUUAAUAUAAGGGGUGUUGUCUUUACAGAGAGACUUUUUAAUGCAAAAUGGCUUGGCAGGGCCAAAUUUCUUGUUUACUAUAAGGAGAGUUGCUUAUACACAUAAUUCAUUAUAUAGACUGUACUAUAAAAUAAAGCUUUGUAUUAUAUUAUUUUCAAAUUUCUAAAGAUUUUAAAAAAAUUAUUACCCCUAACAGCCCUUUAAUGAAAAAAAUUUCUAGGCUUGCUAUGCAGCCCAAGCCAUGGGCUAUCUAACCGGAAAGCCAGCCGUUUGCCUUACAGUCUCCGGCCCUGGUGUUCUUCACGCUCUAGGCGGUAUGGCCAAUGCCAAACUCAACUGUUGGCCACUUAUUGUAAUCGGUGGUUCAUCGGAUAUUGAGUUAGACAAUCGAGGAGCUUUCCAAGAAUGGCCACAACUAGAAGCAGCACGUCCAUAUUGUAAACACGCGUCUAGACCUACAACAGUUCAGGCCAUUCCACAACAUGUGGAGAAGGCGGUCAGAACGUCGAUAUAUGGGCGGCCUGGGGCGGUUUAUAUUGAUAUUCCUGGAAAUAUUGUGUUGGAGAAUGUUCCUGAGGAUAGCAUUGUGUAAGUUGGGGUUUGAACUUACUCUUGCCUUAGUUUUGCCAUAGUUUUGCCCUAGCCUUCCUCUAGCCUUGUCUUAGGCUUAGCCGCAGCGUUAGCCUUAGCCUUGUCUUAGCCUUGCCUUAGCCUUGCCUUGGCCUUGCUUUAGCCUUGCCUCGGCCUUGCUUUAGACUUGCCCACACCUUGUUCUAGCCUAGCUUUAGCUCUAGACUUAUACCUAGCUCUAGCCUUAAUCCAAAGCAAGCCUUAGCUCUUUCUUCAACCUAGCUUUACUUUACCAUUGACUUUAGUCUUAGUCUUGGCCUUCGCCCUAGUCUCAGCUUUUAUUUAACAUUUUUAAAUUUUUUCAGAGAACCUUCAUCCUGCCCCUUGUAUUCUCCAGUAUCUCGGCCUCCAGAUUCGGCCAUCAGUCACGCUUUGGAUGUUUUGAAAACCGCUCAGAAGCCGUUGGUUAUUGUAGGAAAAGGCACUCAAUGGAGUGAACGUGGCUGUACUCAAUUGAGGCAAUUCAUCCAUGCUACUCAACUACCAUAUCUGAAUACGCCUGGAGGCAAAGGAGCACUGCCUGACGAACAUGAACAAAGUGUCGCUGCUGCUAGAUCAUAGUGGGUUUUUAAUAUUUUUUUGAAGCAAAAAUAAAAAAAAUUAUAUUUAAAAAAUUUUUUUGAAAUUUUUAAAGUUUUUAAAAAAUAAAAAAUUCUAUUUCAGUGCUCUAAAAGAAGCUGAUGUUGUAUUGCUAGUCGGUGCCCGAUUAAACUGGAUUUUGCACUUUGGAGCUCCACCUCGAUUCCAAAAGAAUGUCAGGAUAAUCUACAUUGAUAUCGCGGCCGAGGAAUUUCAUCAGAAUGUCAAAACUGAAGUUCCACUACUUGGCGACAUUGGAGAGACAAUCGAAGCGGUAGGCUUAACUUUCGUAAAAAAUUAGAAGAUUUAGGGCUAAUACUUACUAUAAAGUGGCAUUGGAAAAGUAUUAAAACUGCCUUAUCAAAACUAAUAAUAACCUUAUUUUUAGCUGAAGCACAACCUAGGAGGAUGGAAAUUCGACCGCAAGUCCUCAUGGUACAAAACCCUGGUCGAGAAGAGCCGAAGCAACACUGAAGUUGUGAACAAAAUGGCCGCCGACAAUACCGUACCCCUCAAUUACUACGCCGCCUACGAACCAAUUCGUGAUUUUGUCCGAAAAAACAAAGUGAUCAUAGUGAAUGAAGGGGCCAAUACAAUGGAUAUUGGCCGCUCUAUGUUACCUAAUCAAGAGACCAAGACUCGACUGGACGCUGGUACUUUUGGUACUAUGGGAAUUGGCUUGGGCUUUGCAUUGGCAGCCGGCUUCUACUGUAGAGAUUAUGCCCCAGAUACCAAAGUGUUGUGUAUUCAAGGUGACAGUGCCUUUGGCUUCUCGGGAAUGGAGUUUGAAACGAUUGCACGCUACAAACUACCAGUCAUUUGUGUCAUUAUCAACAACAAUGCCAUAGCCUCAGGCAUGGGCAAAGACGUCUUCGAUGCCAGCAAAGGCAAUGACCCCACCUUAGCAUUGCCUGUUAUGGCAUUGUCAUACGAAUGUGCCUACGAGAAGAUGGGCCCGGCUUUAGGAGGAAAAGGUUAUCUGGCUAGGACCAAAACCGAGAUCAGCCGAGCGUUGAAAGAAGCGAUAGCUGAGAGAGAAACACCAAGCUUGAUCAAUGUUCAUAUCCAGCCAGAUGCCGGCCGCAAACAGCAAGAGUUCAGCUGGCUGACCCGCUCCAAAAUGUAG
Molecule: messenger RNA, 4674 nt
Organism: Bursaphelenchus okinawaensis
Lineage: Eukaryota; Metazoa; Nematoda; Chromadorea; Rhabditida; Aphelenchoididae
Source: the annotation of a GenBank genome assembly